This is a messenger RNA of Eurytemora carolleeae, 1074 nucleotides long. RefSeq lists its product as uncharacterized. NCBI's taxonomy places the organism in Eukaryota, Metazoa, Arthropoda, Copepoda, Calanoida, Temoridae. The coding region runs from base 18 to 1055 and encodes 345 amino acids. The record is from RefSeq and is a predicted model, not a curated record. Gene Ontology annotation, molecular function: serine-type endopeptidase activity. Gene Ontology annotation, biological process: proteolysis. The transcript has 13 exons.
UGAUCUGUUCAGUUGAAAUGAGGACUUUGAUCCAGCUUUGCAUUAUUUUAUUAUCAGUUUUUCAAGUUUAUACAAUCACGGAACCUGUACUAAAUUUUGCUGAGGUUGAAAGUGUUGUGGAAGAAUAUGAAUAUGAAGUUUAUGACGAAGAUGCAAUGUUGGACCAAGGACAAAGAUUAGUUGGGGCCAAGUCUGUCAAUUCUGACGACUAUCCCUUUGCCGUGGCGUGGACUCCAAACUAUAAAGGCGAUGAUGGGGAUAUGCUAGAUAAUGUAGCAGUGUGCAGUGGAGUCCUUUUUCAUCCAAAAUGGGUGUUAACUGCAGCUCACUGCUACCUACCCUUCCAGGAUUUCUACGAUGGAGAGAAGGAAUGCGUCAAACAAACUUUAGAGAAAGGAGAAUUUAAGGGAAAGAUUUUACAGGGUGGUAAAAGUGGUAACUACACAGCAAAGUGCCGGCUGCUGGAGGAUAAGAAGGCCUAUGUAAUAGAACCGAUGGGGAAACCUACUGUAUGGAUAGGGUUUGCAGAUAUUUUCAAUCAUCUGACAAAUGCCGGCCAAAAGAUGAAAGCUAAAUCCUUGGUAAAGCAUCUAUAUACAACAAAAAAUGUGGAGAAGAAGGAAGGAUAUACCAUGAGAACGGGCAGCUAUGGUCUGUUCGGAGGAUAUGAUAUUAUGAUGAUCCAAUUAGAUGGUGAAGCAGCUCUAAAUCCAACAAAUAAGCUAUGUUUGGCUAGUCCUACCUACAAUGAUAUUACUAACGCUGGUAUACUGGUGGGUUAUGGGAAGUAUAAUAGAGAAGAAACAGACUGUUUAACAACUGAUCAAGGACCGCUCAAAUUCCACUAUUGUGAUAAGAAUGUUUGUAACAGCAGUAUUCCUGUUCCAAGAUCAGAACUUUGCAAAGAAUUUUUUAGUGCACCAUCAACCCCUCCAGAUAUAAUGGAUCGAAAUGAUGAAGUGAUUAUUCUACAAAAUCCUGAAACUUUUACAGAAAAUGUUACUUACUGCUUCGGCAAUAAGUCCAGGGAGAAUCAUGAAGAUAGCAGAGGUUAGAUCUUUAAACUAGAGUUUC